UGACGCAUUAACGCUACGCUGCACAGAAGCGCGCCAAUGUGAUGUAAACAAGUGUGCUCGCGUGAGAUUCUACCGGAAUAGGUGAUCAUGGAGGUGACCCAUUCGCUCCGUGAGCGCACCAUCGCUGAGAACAGUCUGGUGGUCCUUCUGCAGGGUCUGCACGGCGAGGUGACCACCGUAGACCUCAGAGACGAGAGCACGGCGAGAGGACGCGUUAUUAACGUGGACGCUUUCAUGAAUAUCCGACUGGAAGAGGUUUUGUUCAGGGACAGGCGUGGACGCGUGUCGCAAAUGGACGAUCUGUUUCUUACGGGACGAAACGUGCGCUACGUCCACAUCCCAGAUCAUCUGAACAUUAUAGAGACUAUACAGGCCCAGCUCACCAAAAUACACCGCGUGCGCAACUUUGGAGCAGGUGGUGGAAGGAAAGAGUACUCGAAGAAAAAAUAGAUGUCACCUGUGACUUUUUUGUAAUGUACUUUAUUUUGUUUACGUGUAAAUUACGCGUUCUUGUAUUUAAGUGCGUAAUUUAGUUUUGACCUUUUUGGUUGAUCUAAAUUUGAAAUGAUGGGUUGGAAAGGUCUGUGCAUGCUGUUUUUGUUCCUGUGGUCUAAAAUGCAAUAAACAAAUGACCAUUUAUUUA
Molecule: messenger RNA, 643 nt
Organism: Triplophysa rosa
Lineage: Eukaryota; Metazoa; Chordata; Actinopteri; Cypriniformes; Nemacheilidae
Gene: lsm10
Product: LSM10, U7 small nuclear RNA associated
Exons: 2
Coding region: 88-450 (120 amino acids)
Biological process (GO): mRNA 3'-end processing by stem-loop binding and cleavage
Cellular component (GO): nuclear body; cytoplasmic U snRNP body
Molecular function (GO): U7 snRNA binding; histone pre-mRNA DCP binding
Source: RefSeq, a predicted model, not a curated record